Messenger RNA from Lepisosteus oculatus (spotted gar), 964 nucleotides. It is a transcript of the gene mrps33, whose product is annotated as mitochondrial ribosomal protein S33. Gene Ontology annotation, cellular component: mitochondrion. The record is from RefSeq and is a predicted model, not a curated record. Lineage: Eukaryota; Metazoa; Chordata; Actinopteri; Semionotiformes; Lepisosteidae.
AAAUCAAGAAGCUCGCGUUUUUCACGGACAUUUUUCGGGGGGUGAAUUGUUGCAUGUGUCGAGUUCUGAAUUUGAGGUCGUUUAACAUUGUAGCUGGGUUUCUUUUUGUUCUAAUAAAUCAAUUCUGUUGCCCCCGGAAACUGAGGGGUGAUACGUAUUUAUUUUGGGGCAUUUGUUAAAAAUUACUGGAUAAAACGCACAGCCACUGUAUUAUUUUGAACGGGGGAAGCCAGGGAUGUCAACGCUGUCCAACUAUGCCAUGCGAAUGGCGCGUCUCGGCGCUCGUAUCUUUGGGGAGGUGGCACAGCCCACAGACAGCCGCUCGAUGAAGGUGGUCGAACUGUUCAAGGAUCAGCCCUUAGCUCUCAGGAAGGAAGUGUAUGACUGGUAUCCUGAGCACAAGACCUAUUAUGCCCUGACCAGGAAACUCCGGUUCUUUGGCCUCUUCAGAGAUGAACACGAGGAUUUCAAGGAGGAAAUGCGUCGAUUGAGAAAACUCCGUGGCAAGGGGAAACCGAAGAAAGGGGAAGGAAAGAGAGCCAUGAAAAAGAAAUAGGCUGCAAUAUGCACUCCCUGAUAAGGAAGGCUUUCUAGACCAACGGUGAAUUUCGUUGCACAGCACUGACCAAUUAAGGACUUACGCUCUGUUGCACUAAACCUUCCAUCUAGUGCAAAGGCAGAUUUUUGCAAGACUUCUUAAUUAACAAAUAACUGUCAGCAGUGUGAAAACUGUUGUUUUCCAUGUUUAAUAGAAAAUUUCAGUGUCUGACAGAAAAAAUGGGUGUUGUGCUGUACUGCACGUUUGUUUCACACACCUGGUGGACAGAUAAAUUGUGAUAAUUGUCGUCAUGUUAGUGUUUCAUACUGCAGAGUUGUAAAACUGGGUAAUUCAUCUUUCAUGUCCCAAAAAAAAAACUUUUUGAGGUAGCCCUUUCAGAGCGAAAUACAUAAACAAUCAUCCUGU